Manduca sexta (tobacco hornworm) is the source of this 4739-nucleotide messenger RNA. RefSeq names its product ADP-ribosylation factor-like protein 8 (gene Arl8). Gene Ontology annotation, cellular component: lysosomal membrane. The transcript is spliced from 5 exons. The coding region runs from base 114 to 677 and encodes 187 amino acids. The record is from RefSeq and is a predicted model, not a curated record. Gene Ontology annotation, biological process: protein transport; anterograde axonal transport. Gene Ontology annotation, molecular function: GTP binding; GTPase activity. Lineage: Eukaryota; Metazoa; Arthropoda; Insecta; Lepidoptera; Sphingidae.
UGAUAACAAAACGUAAAUUGAAAUCUGUCAUUUAAAUUGUGCAGCAGAUUUUCGUAAGAGGCGUACAUUUUUUACUUUAUUCAGUGUUAAAUAAAAUUAAUUUGUCCACAAAAAUGCUUGCUUUGAUCAAUCGUAUCCUAGAUUGGGUCAAAAGCUUGUUUUGGAAGGAGGAAAUGGAGCUCACAUUGGUCGGACUGCAGUACUCUGGCAAAACAACUUUUGUUAACGUCAUUGCCUCCGGACAGUUCAGUGAAGACAUGAUACCAACUGUUGGCUUUAACAUGCGUAAAAUUACCAAAGGAAAUGUUACUAUUAAGGUGUGGGACAUUGGUGGCCAGCCCAGAUUCCGAUCCAUGUGGGAGCGGUAUUGUAGAGGUGUCAAUGCUAUUGUAUAUAUGGUGGACGCGGCGGACCCGGACAAGAUCGAGGCGUCGCGCAACGAACUGCACAGCCUGUUGGAGAAGCAGCAGCUCACCGGCAUCCCCGUGCUGGUGCUCGGCAACAAGCGCGACCUGCCGCACGCGCUCGACGAGCACGGCCUCAUCGAGCGCAUGAACCUGUCCGCCAUCCAGGACCGCGAGAUCUGCUGCUACUCGAUCUCGUGCAAGGAGAAGGACAACAUCGACAUCACGCUGCAGUGGCUCAUCGCGCACAGUAAGUCGGGCAGCGCGCGUUAAUGUCGCCGCGUGCGCAUGCGCCGCCCGCGACACCACGCGAUGCGUACACGUCUUUUAUUUACCAUCCCAUGCGUCUACACUUUGUUACACAAAACCACCUCACUGAUAAACGUUGUAUACCUCUCUUACAGUAAUUCAGUGUUUUGUCUUGUGUUGAAUGACAUUAAACGUUAGUGAAAAUGAGACAAAACAUUGUAUAACUGUGACAGAGGUAUAAACAUUUGUUGUUGAGGCCUAUAGAGUUCAAAUUUUUAAUCUGUGAAUGAUUAGGACGUCAAUCUGUUUGUCUAUUGUGACAGUUUGUAUAGUUACUGUAGAUGCGGUAGUGGUUUCGAGUGUUUGUCGAUGAUAGGUAAUGGACAUUUUGUUAAAGUAUGACAUCGGUAAAUGUUCUAAAGAAUAAAUAGUUACAUACAUUGGUUACUUUUUUGAAAAAAUCGAUUGUUCAAAUACAAAUUGUCCUAUAACAAAUGACUUUAUUUAUGAUGUAACAAUUGAUAAUCGGCUGUGACAUUUGGAAGCAAUUUUUGGAAUUUACCUUGUCAUAUUAGUAGAGACCGCAACGUGUUUUGGCUAGAUUAAAAAAAAACAACAGUGUUUAAUGGGAAUGAAUGAAUAAAAUACGUUGUAAGUUACGUAUCGCUGUGUACGAGAAGAUAGAUCGCGUUAGGUGUAAAAUUAUUUACGAUUACAAUGAGACCAGGAACAGUUAUCAUAAUGAACUACAAUAAAAAAUGCAUUGCGCUUAACUAACGAAAACAGAAUGUGUCGUGCACAAAGUGUGCUGCUAUUAUGCAGGCUAACGAAUGAAUGUAGAGGUAUUUUGUAAGGCAAACAAUUGUGGUGCAAAUCGAAGCAUAUCGCCAUUUUUGGCAAAUGAUAUAAUAUAUUCAUUAUGUUUUGUUCAUUUGCUCGUUUAUCGACUUUUUGAGCCAACCAGCAACAAAAAGUUAUUUUUGACUACUUAAAUAUGCAAAUAACUGAUAAACGUAGGAAAUAGUAAAUGAUAAAAUGUAAUUUUCUUUGCGUGUAUAUUAUUUGCCAGAUAUGGUUGUAAAUAUGUGGCUUUGAGUCUAAAGUACUGUAAUUAAUUAACGUCAAACUGACAUGUGCUUGUACUAUAAAUAAUCAAACCAACUUUAAUGUAAUUCAUUUUGAUCAAAGUAAAGUCUCAUUAACAUCGUGUUAGCUUGAGUUAUGCACUGUCUAACCGUGUGGCGAUUUUGUCGCGUACAUGAUGACGAACAACCGGUUUUUUUUUAAUUUAUAAAAGUGCCAACCUGUGAUUUGAUUACGUAAUUUAUUUUGAAAAAUUAUUGUUUUGUCGUUUUAAACACGCAAUGGUCAUGUUGAAAGCAAUUUCGCCACACAUUAUAUACGCUCAUGUCCAUAAUAUAGCAACUUUUGAACAAAGUGUGGAUGGUAUAUAUCGUAAAAUAUAUUUUAAUUUUUUUUAUGAUAGCCUUGCUUUUAUAGUUUUUCGAAGCCAACGUCUGUGCAUUUGGUGCUAUAUUCUGGACGUGAUGGAUGUGUUAGAAUAUUUAGAUUCCUUGAUAAUAUUAGUGUUAUAUAUAAUUAUAUAAAUAUAACUAUCUUUUAUUGUUAGCUGCGGAACUUGAGUUUGUUGAAUAUAAAAUACAUUGGAAAAUUAUUUUGUUCAGUAUGCUGUAUGGAAUGUUAGUAAAUUCGCCGAAAAGCUUACGAAUGAUUUGCCUUUCACUUGGUCUUCACAGCUCCACUAAAACUUAAGGGGCCAAGUCGCAAAUUAAUAGUAAUUAGGAUCAAAUUAUACCAACACCGACAGUCAAUACAAACAAUAUACAGAGGUUGAACAAAAUGAGUGUUCCAUUAAAGGUUUUGAAAUAUAUUAUAGAAGUCACUAGAUUUGUAUUAAAAAUAACCGCUUCGACUGCACAUUAAGUUUGUAACAUUAACAUUAUAACAUAGUUGUGAGUAAAUUGUAAAUUCAAUUAUAUGCGCAUAGGCAGACGCGUCGCGGCGUCUCCCUCACUCGAGAUAUCUGUGUUUGUUUAGUAUUAAUAUUUAUUAGUGUAUAGAUUAUAGAUAUAUGUGUGUCAAAUGUUUUCGCAUUUCUUAAUAUUUGUAUCGGUUUACAGGCAACGUGCAGAGAUUACUUACGCUUCUAUUUUCUCACAUGUUUGAAUAGAACUACUUUUAUACGUGUCUCGACUCAUUAAUUUUUACAUUUACUUGUAGACGCACGCAAAGACCGCUUGUGUGGUGAAAUUUUCAUAUGUAUCUAUAUAACAUGGUUUGAGAAUCUGCUGUGGCUGAGUAACAUGUUAUUCAAACUUAUAAACAAUAAAUAAUAAUAUCAGCACUAUAUUAUAUACUGUACCACUGUUGGGCCACGGGCCUGCUCUACUACUCUAUUCUAAACAAUAUGUCGAUAUAUUCAUUCAAUUUCAAUAAUGAGUAACCAUUAUUUUGGCUUUAACGUAAACUGUCAGCGUAUACAGUGUAAAUCAUCACGGUAAUCUGAUUUCAGAACAUUUUGGAGAUUGCAGGACACGGCAAGUAACAUGUAUAUAAAACUUUGAAAUGAUGACGCUAAUGUAAACGCAUCUGGAAGUUCAUACGCAAUGGAUUUCUGCAAGAAUUUGCUAGUCUAAAAUCAUAUUUUUUUACUAUUUUAAGUACUUUGUUUACAUCGUGAUAAAGCGUUAGAAAGGCGUUGCGUGACUGCAACUUUUGCCGAAAAAUACUAUAAUUCGGCAACGUAACUGACAGUUUUAUAUUAUUCUAGUAUUUCUCGAUUAUAAAUUGACAGGUUUUACGCGGCGCAUUAAUAAUCGUCAGUAUAAAACUAAUUGUUAUAUGGCAUGGUAUUGUGUACCCCUCGUUUUCUCUAUCCUGCAAUAAUUCACUCUUGUGCAUUCAAAUCAUAAUUGGCAAGAUAUCCGCCGAUAUUCGUAACUGAAGAUACAUUUUAAAGAUCAUUUAUAUGUAGAUAAGUUUUAAAAAAUAUAUAUAUUAUGCUAUAAUUAUUGCAUUCCAAAGAUUCGAAAAUAUUUGACGCAUGUAUUUGAUGAAUACAUGUUUUUUUAUAAAGGUGCAUAUACAUAUUAUUGUGUCUGUAACAUAAUCUUGUCGAUGUAGAAAUAAAAUUUAGAAAAGAGGUGGAAAUUAUGUGAAUUUGAUAGUGUAUAAUUUUCAUUAGCCUUAACACUACAGUCAAGUUGCUCACAGUUAUAAUAGCGGUUUUAUAAGAGUUUAGCGUCUUAUAAGAAAAUAUAAUAAUGUGUUAAUACAAAUAAAUAAAGGCCUUAAUUUCAAAAUAGUAUAAAGUUAUCAAGAAUUAUACAACUAUCGGAGAAGUUAAUAGAUGGAAUCAUGACUCUUUAUUUGGCAAUAACUUGCGACAGAAUACGAUUUAAAAUGUAAUUAAAUUUAAUUAUAAAAGAGAUAUAAUAUUAAAUGAUUGUAAUAUUCAAAUUUGUUCAGCAUGGCCAUGAUUACAAACCCCAAAUGUAAUUCAUGUCUAUAUUGUGGAUCAAGAUAUGCUUGUUUACGGUACUUCACCAACCUUUAGCUAGCGGGUGCUAACUUAAACAACCGUGAAGUUUGUUCAUCAAUGGAACACUUACAUACCGAUAAGGGCCAUUGUCGCCAUUGUUGUUGAUGCUAUUGCCAUUAUGCAUUCAAAUAUUUUUAUUGCACGUCAUGAUUUAAGACUAUAAAUUAUAAUGUAUGUAAAUAAAUUGUUAUCAAAGAUUUGCAAAUCAUGGCAACAACUACCAAUAGAUUAAUAACGUGUAAAUGUAACAAAACCAGAACUGUUACAUUAAACAUUUUGGGUGAAAUUACCAGAAAAUAUGUAAGUCGUAUUUAUAAUAUUCAUUUUUAAAGCUUUCCGCGUAGCUGUUGAGAAGGUUAAGUGAAUUUCCUUAUAAUAUUAACGCCUGAGUAUCAGUAUCUUACCACAUGGUAUCGUGGAUUUUGAUCAAAAUAUGUGUAUUAUAAAAACGUUAAAAUUUCAACAAAUCUCUCUUGCUAGUUUGUACUCUGUUUUUAAUGAGAAAAUAAACAACUUAAGGGCUG